AUGGCGGAAGAAGCCGUAUUAGGUUUCCUUGAGAAGAACGAGGAAAUAGCAGAUUCGGGUCAGUUUGCGGCCGAACAAGGACUGAGUCACGACGAUGUCGUUAAUGUCAUUAAGAGCCUCAAUGGCUACCGACUCGUCGAUGCUCAGGACAUUAAGAGGGAGAGAUUGGUGCUCAAACAUAUGCUGCAGGAGGAUCUCCCGAAGUCCAAUUAUUGUUGGCUAUACCACCAGAAGGCAUCUCACGAGAAGAGUUGCAGGUGCUUCCCGUUCCAAUUAUCAUACUCCCAUUCAAAGCAACCAAAUACAACUGAGAGAUUGGAAAAAGUUGGAGCCCUCAAUUUACAAAAUAGGUUGCCAACAGGCCGUAAAGAACAAAUGGGUGGAGGUGGGAAAGUCACAAGUGUCCAGGAAGAUACAAAAUGGUUUGGCCUUGAACCAGAAGAUAUUGAUGGUCUCAAACGAAGGAAGCUUAUUACUCCACAGAUAUGGAAAGGAUACUCAGUAAGAAAAGGUCCUAAGUAUGCUCCAAAAAAAGCUGCCACUGAUUUAACCCGAGAGAAUCUGCAAAGGGGUGAUUGGAAGGAGCUGGAAUUUAAAGAGUAUAACUUCAGUGCCAAGGGUCAGCCUGUUGAAGGUGGUCAUCUUCAUCCAUUGCUCAAGCUGAUUUUACCUGAUGCCCAUAUGUUCAUGAACGUUGUAGAACCUUCCACUGCAAAGAUGCUGCCUGAAGAUUAUGUUGAACGGGUGAAGCAAGUUCAUGAGUCUGGUGGCUAUGGGUCUAGGGGGUAUGCUGUCAUAUACUUUUAUUUUCUAGAUGGUCUAGGUGGCUAUGACUGGAUACGGGUGAAACAAGAUCCCUCUUUUCAUAGAUACGGAUAUGACCGGAAAAGGGAAGAAGCAAACAAAAACCUUCUGCGAACUCAUACAACUUCUGUUUCCUCGAGGAUGCUGUAUUUGCUUGCACAGAAACCCUUUGCUCCCAAAAAGUUCUACUCAAUAGAUCGUGUUUUCAGAAAUGAAGCCGUGGAUCAGACGCAUCUUGCAGAGUUCCACCAGAUAGAAGGAUACUCAGUAAGAAAAGGUCCUAAGUAUGCUCCAAAAAAAGCUGCCACUGAUUUAACCCGAGAGAAUCUGCAAAGGGGUGAUUGGAAGGAGCUGGAAUUUAAAGAGUAUAACUUCAGUGCCAAGGGUCAGCCUGUUGAAGGUGGUCAUCUUCAUCCAUUGCUCAAGGUGCGACGUCAAGUGCAAAUGAUUUUUCUUCAGAUGGGGUUUGACCUGAUUUACUAUGUUUCUCUUGAAAAUCUAUAUCUGCUGCAGCUGAUUUUACCUGAUGCCCAUAUGUUCAUGAACGUUGUAGAACCUUCCACUGCAAAGAUGCUGCCUGAAGAUUAUGUUGAACGGGUGAAGCAAGUUCAUGAGUCUGGUGGCUAUGGGUCUAGGGGGUAUGCUGUCAUAUACUUUUAUUUUCUAGAUGGUCUAGGUGGCUAUGACUGGAUACGGGUGAAACAAGAUCCCUCUUUUCAUAGAUACGGAUAUGACCGGAAAAGGGAAGAAGCAAACAAAAACCUUCUGCGAACUCAUACAACUGCUGUUUCCUCGAGGAUGCUGUAUUUGCUUGCACAGAAAUGA
Molecule: messenger RNA, 1629 nt
Organism: Ilex paraguariensis (yerba mate)
Lineage: Eukaryota; Viridiplantae; Streptophyta; Magnoliopsida; Aquifoliales; Aquifoliaceae
Source: the annotation of a GenBank genome assembly